AUGAGUGCAAUCAACACUAUCAUCAAGUACAUGCAAGAAAACAAUAUAUCUAUACUGAAAUUAACUGAAGAAAUCCUUAAAAGCACCAACCCAGAGUACAAGAAACUUCACCAGUCACUUGCCAGUGAGGCCACUUCUAUCUGUGUGAACUUCUAUCAAGAUUCUUUGGCACAUGAUGCUGUCAAAUCAUGGGCUAUGUUAGCUGUUAUACGGACAAUGGAAAAGGAAUUGGAAGAGCUCUCACACCAAUCUCAUGGGCUGCACUUUCGAGCAACAACAGCCACCUCAGAGCAACUGGAAGGCUCUUUUGUGCAGGAGAUAGCAGGAAAAAUCUGUGCAGUGGCACCAAACCUCUGGAUGCUGGUACGAGCAGCCCUCCAAGUCCCAGUAAAUAAUGGCUCCAACAUGAAUGUAGACUUGCCGGAAUUUGGAGAAAUAGAGCGAGACCUUGGGAAGAUUGGAGGUGAUGAUAUGUGUGAUGUGGAUCUUGAAGGCCAUGUAAACGAGGCAGAGAGAAUGGAGGACUUGGAUUCAAGGCCAGUGAGAGAUGCAGUUAAUCCUAAGGAAAAAAUAUUAGCGCUUGCAAACAUUUAUUAUGCUGCAGAGUGUAAACAUGCGGUGUAA
Messenger RNA from Serpula lacrymans var. lacrymans S7.9, 624 nucleotides. RefSeq lists its product as uncharacterized. The record is from RefSeq and is a predicted model, not a curated record. The transcript has 2 exons. The coding region runs from base 1 to 624 and encodes 207 amino acids. Lineage: Eukaryota; Fungi; Basidiomycota; Agaricomycetes; Boletales; Serpulaceae.